Molecule: messenger RNA, 2329 nt
Organism: Eruca vesicaria subsp. sativa (arugula)
Lineage: Eukaryota; Viridiplantae; Streptophyta; Magnoliopsida; Brassicales; Brassicaceae
Source: the annotation of a GenBank genome assembly
UUCUGGUUUAAACUCUGAUGGAUUGCUUUUGAUGAACUUUAAGUCCUCUGUUCUCGUUGAUCCUCUGUCUCUCUUACAGACAUGGAACAACAACCACGAAACUCCAUGUUCUUGGAGAGGUGUCUCUUGUAAUAACGACUCCAAAGUCGUGAACUUGUCUCUCCCAAACUCUCAGCUCUUGGGUUCGAUUCAUUCCGACUUGGGCUCUCUCCACUCCCUCCAAAGUCUCGACCUUUCCAACAACUCCUUCAACGGGCCGUUACCCGUUUCCUUCUUCAACAAAACAGAGCUCCGGCGACUCGAUCUCUCCCGUAACAUGAUCUCCGGCGAAGUCCCUUCCUCAAUCGGCGAUCUUCACAACCUCCAAACCCUUAACCUCUCCGACAAUGCCUUGGCGGGAAAGUUACCUUCUAAUUUAGUAACUCUUAGAAACUUAACGGCGGUUUCACUACAGAGCAAUUACUUCUCCGGCGAGAUUCCCGGCGGGUGGAGAGAAGUUCAGUUUCUAGACUUGUCGUCGAAUCUGAUCAACGGCUCGUUACCACCGGACUUCGGCGGAGAUAGUCUCCGGUACUUGAAUCUCUCGUUCAACCAAAUCUCCGGCGAAAUACCGCCGGGGAUCGGUGCUAAUUUCCCUGAAAACGUCACCGUUGAUCUCUCCUUCAACAAUUUAACCGGUUCAAUCCCGGUUUUCCUUAACCAGAAAUCAGAUUUCUUUACAGGUAACCCUGGUCUAUGCGGCGACCCGUGUCCGAUCUCUUCUUCACCGUCAGUCAUCUCCGACGCCGAUUCACCGACGUCUACACCGGCAAUCGCAGCUAUACCGAACACAAUCAGUUCAAACCCGGUUAACAAUCCAACAACACAACAAAAGAACCGGACUCCCAGAACCGGUUUACGACCAGGAGUCAUAACCGGGAUCGUUAUUGGAGAUAUAGCGGGAAUCGGAAUCCUCGUUUUGAUUCUCCUUUACAUCUACAGAUGUAAGAAGAACAAGAACAUUGCUAACAACAACAAUGUCAACAAGCCAAGAGAAGAACCAACGGAUACAAUUACGUUAUCACCAUCUUCGUCAUCUUCUUCUACUUCACCAGACGAAUCAAGAAGAUUCACUAAAUGGUCGUGUCUACGUAAAGACCCCGAAACGACGCCGUCUGAGGACGAAGAAGGCGGUUACAAUGCAUCAACGGACAAGCAAGGGACGUUAGUGACCGUUGAUGGAGAGAAAGAGAUGGAGAUUGAGACUCUGCUUAAGGCUUCUGCUUAUAUUCUAGGCGCGAGGGGAUCGAGUAUAAUGUAUAAAGCUGUUCUCGAAGACGGUACGGUUUACGCGGUUCGUAGGCUCGGUGAGACCGGUUUGAGUCAACGCCGGUUUAAGGAUUUCGAGUCGAAUAUUCGAGCGAUUGGGAAGUUGGUUCAUCCGAAUUUGGUUAGACUCCGUGGGUUCUAUUGGGGUAGCGACGAGAAAUUGGUUAUUUACGAUUUUGUCCCUAACGGCAGCCUCGUUAACCCCCGUUACCGAAAAGGAGGUGUGUCGUCUUCGCCGUCGUAUCAUCUACCGUGGGAAACUCGGCUUAAGAUAGCAAAAGGCAUCGCACGUGGGCUAGCUUAUCUCCACGAGAAGAAGCAUGUGCAUGGGAACUUGAAGCCCAGUAGUAUACUAUUGGGCCACGACAUGGAGCCUAAAAUUGGUGAUUUAGGACUCGAGAGGCUUCUUACAGGUGAAACAAGCUACAGCCGAGCUGGUGGGUCUUCUAGGAUUUUUGGUAGCAUGCGUUCCAGGGCGUCUUCACGGGACUUCUCUUCCAUUGGGCCCACGCCAAGCCCAAGUCCUAGCUCGUUGGGCCCGUUAUCACCCUAUUGCGCACCGGAGUCUUUCCGGAGCCUUAAACCGAGCCCAAAAUGGGACGUUUUCAGCUUUGGAAUGAUCUUCCUUGAGCUUCUGACGGGGAAGAUCGUUUCAGCUGAAGAGGUUGGGCUUGGGAAUGGACUGACGGUGGAAGACGGGCACCAUGCACUGAGAAUGGUCGACGUGACGAUCCGUGGCGAGUUACUUGACAAAGAAGACUUUCUACUCACUUGUUUGAAGUUGGGAUAUAACUGCGCGUCUCCUAUUCCUCAGAAGAGACCAACCAUGAAGGAAUCUUUGGCUGUUCUUGAAAGAUUCACUCCUAACUCUUCUGUUGUUAAGUCUCCGUCGUUCCAUUACAUGAAUCAUUAAUUAAUGUUUUUUUUGUUAGUCAAUCUAUUUUUUUUCUUUUUUGAAACAUGUUUAGUCAAUAUUUCAUUUGCUAACUUUUUCAGUGUAUAAAAAAUCUUUAAGUUCGUG